AUGGCUGUCCCAUCACCACCUUUCUGUCUUUCAAAACACCCCUUCUCCAAUCCCCCUCCGUUGGAUCCCUCUAAAGCUUCCGUCUUGAUCUUUGGUUCUAAGGCAAAUUUAGGAGGGAUUGGGCAAACCCAUUUGAGAUUGGGGGCUAAGUUGAAGACAAAUUCAGAUUUCAAAUUACAGGCUUCCAGGGAGCCUCCUGGAUUGACUAAGGAACUUCAAAGUGAGAAAUUGGAGCGCAUGGCAGGAGUUGAACAUGUUGAUUUAUUUGAUGAGAUGAAACAACGGUUUCUGAGCUUUAAAAAGCAUAAAUACAUGAAAGACUUGGAACUCUAUGAAAAGCUUGCCAAGGGUCAAUCACCAAAGUUUAUGGUGAUUGCUUGUGCAGACUCAAGGGUUUGCCCUUCAUCCAUCUUAGGAUUCCAGCCUGGUGAAGCAUUUGUUGUUCGCAAUGUUGCAAACAUGGUGCCACCAUAUGAGAAUGGUCCGUCUGAAACAAAUGCGGCCUUAGAGUUUGCUGUAAAUUCUCUUGAAGUUGAAAAUAUUUUAGUAAUUGGUCACAGUCAAUGUGGAGGCAUCCGCGCUCUAAUGAGUAUGCAUGAUGAUGUAGAAACAAGUAGCCUCAUUGGAAGUUGGGUUUCUGUGGGGAUGAAUGCAAGAGUGAAAACAAAGGCUGCCACUGAUCUUCUGAACUUUGACCAGCAGUGCAAACAUUGUGAAAAGGAAUCAGUCAACUGUUCAUUGGUAAACCUCCUUAGUUACCCUUGGGUAGAAGAAAAGGUGAGGAAUGGAAAACUCACUAUUCACGGUGGCUAUUAUGACUUCGUCCACUGUGCAUUUGAGAAAUGGACACUGGAUUACAAGGAAAGCAAUCUGAAGGACAAAAGUGGGAAAGUUGCAGUAAAAGACCGAGCAUUUUGGGGAUCUUUGAAAGCUGAUUGUGUUAAAGUUGUGCAAGCAAGCAUCAUAGCCAUUGCUGUGUCCACAACCAUGGCCAAUCAUUACCUCCCAUCAUUUAUUUUACCACUUAUGAUGAUCAGUAUGUCAUUGAUGAUCAGCCAGACAAUUCUGGUAGAGGCACGCCAACUUCUGGAGGUAUCAUUGCCUGAGCUUCCCAAGCCUGAAUUGCCUGAAUUCCCAAAACCUGAACUGCCAAACUUUGAAAUACCAAAAUUUGAAAUGCCACCUUUUCCCCAUUUUCCUGAGCUGACUAAGCCCACAUUGCCAACUGUUCCCAAGGACAUCAACCCAUCUCACUCAACUACUAGUCCUUGA
Molecule: messenger RNA, 1272 nt
Organism: Dovyalis caffra
Lineage: Eukaryota; Viridiplantae; Streptophyta; Magnoliopsida; Malpighiales; Salicaceae
Source: the annotation of a GenBank genome assembly